Molecule: messenger RNA, 2703 nt
Organism: Etheostoma spectabile (orangethroat darter)
Lineage: Eukaryota; Metazoa; Chordata; Actinopteri; Perciformes; Percidae
Gene: il12rb2l
Product: interleukin 12 receptor, beta 2a, like
Exons: 15
Coding region: 145-2286 (713 amino acids)
Molecular function (GO): protein binding
Source: RefSeq, a predicted model, not a curated record
GAAAUGGGCGGUCCUGUCGGGUAAAAACCGAACUAUCGCGUAACAAUUAAACUUUCUUUAUAAACUGUGUUUGUGUUGCUGCAGAAUGCGCGACAGACACUCCAGCGUGUCUCACGAUGAGGCAGAGUCCUGGGUCUAAAUGUAAUGGCCAAAUUUCGGACAAGGUGGCGUCUGUCCAUCUUGCUGGUCCUCCUGCCAAAUUGUCUUGCUCCAGGUCCUCCUGCUGCUCCCUCUCUUCCUGACUGCUCCAUCCCAUGUGAUGAGAUAAACAAUUGUGCAGAUAUCCACUGUAGUUGGGAUGCGAGGCCGGAUCCUCAGAUCACCACCAACUACAGCCUGCACUGGAAGACAGCAGACAGAGAAGAAGGGCAUGUGAUCACUGGGCCCAGUUUUAGUGGGAUUAUCCAACGUGAACACUUCAGCCAUGGAGAACUUUGUGUGUGGGUCCAGGCUAAGAAUCAACAUGGUUCUGCCAAAUCUCAGGAGGCUGUGUUUGAUACAGCAAAUAUCAUGAAGCCGCCCCCUCCUACAGUCAGAUUGAGCCAUAAGGAUUCAUUAGAGAUUGACUGGAUUUCCACUUGUGAUGAGCUGCAUUUGUCUUUGGGAAAUUGUGAUGUCCGACAUCGGACAGAGACAAACCCAGUCUGGAAUGAGGUCAAGGAGAGAAUCCAUGGCUAUACACUUGACAAUCCCAAGCCCAACACAGUCUAUGAAUUUCAAGUUCGCUGUUCCUGUGUCACAGGCUUGCCGAGUGACUGGAGUGCAAUCAACAGAAUACGAAGCAAAGAGACGGCCCCUGUAGGAGAGCUGGAUGUAUGGAGGGACUGUGGGAUAUCCCAGGCAAGCUCUGACUGUUUUCUGACCUGGAAGAAGCUUCCUACAUCUCAGGCUUGCGGUCUCAUUCUGGGAUAUGAAGUCACACUGUCUCACAAUAACGGCACUGCUGUGUUGGUGAAUAUGUCCACAGCUGAGCCAAGGGGGCUAUUGUUGUGUGAUGAAAUGCAAUGCCACUCCACUUUAUCUUUAAAGGAUGUAUCAUCAGUCAGUGUGUCUGCAUACAACGCACGUGGUGCCACAGUGCCUUCUUAUCUGGCUAUGCCAAUACCAGGUAAAGAGAAAGACGAGCAAUCUAUUCACCUCGUGAUGAAUGAAGAGCACCUCAAUGUGUCCUGGGAUCUGCCCUCUCAGCUUUUAGAUAACCUGAAGGAAUAUGUGUUGCAAUACAAACAAGCAGGAAGUCCUCCAUGCCAAGGAUUUGAUUGGGUCAAAGUAAACAAAAGCCAAAGAACAGGAUAUUUUAAAGGUAAUUAUACAAAGUACACACCCUUCCAAGUAUCACUGUUCACAGUAUCUCACAGCAGUAAAGUUCAUCACCAAUCAUCAGUUAUUGGAUAUUCACUUCAAGGAACCCCUCCCAGUGUACCAUCAUUUAAGGUGUUUUCCAUUGCUGCCACUCAUGUGUACCUGUUUUGGGAGUCUGUUCCCCUCGCCAAGCAGAAGGGGAUGAUCCUGUAUUACCAAGUAGUAGUAGACAGUGGAGUAAACGGACAAAACGUGUACAAUGUGAGUGCAUCAUCACAGCAUGAAAGUGAGACUUUUAAGCUGCUGCAUCUCAGUCCAGGACAGGAGUAUGAGGUGCGGAUAAGAGCUGUGACUGCAGCCGGGCCUGGAGAAAAUGCCACUGCCAAGUUCAAAACAAAGCACCACGAAGAUUUCGCGCUCAUAAUAGCAAUCGUGGUUGGGAUCCUUUUUGUGGUUGUAAUAUGUGUUCUUCUUGCUUUUUGCAGUGCCAGUCGAGGAGAAAACAAAGUAUGUCCACUGGUGCCUCCUUUUUUCUAUGACAAAGUGCCAGAUGCGCGCAACAGCCACAUUUUCAGACACAUGAAGCACCAGACUAAUGACCCCUGGGCGUGGAUCUGCAUUCCGAUCUAUGAGCCACAUCCCAAGAUCUCUCUGUUGGAGGUUGUUGAAAUCCAGCCUUGGGCCUUUAAGUCCUCCUUGGAGAAAACCACCAACACUGACAGAUUAACUAGGCCAGUGGUUGGAGAUGGGUGCUUACAGAUGGACCACCAUGACAAUCAGAGGGAGGAAGCUGUCACAGAGGAGUGUCAUAGGACAGAUCACAGAUAUCGAAGAGAGGAGUACAGCAAAAUGGUUGACUCUGAUGAGGAUAGGGAGGAGGAGGAGAAAAGGGAAGAUUGUUGGAGCUCAAUAGAGGAAGAACAGUCAACGUUUGGUUACGAAAAGCACUUCAUGCCCACUGCUUUUGAAUUACUGGAAGUUUGAUGUUUUCACUAUGUUGGCUUUUGGACAUUCAUCUCAGAUAUGUGUUGUAUUUGUUUUUUUAUGUGCAGAAAAUGUUCAUUGUAGGAAUGUGAUUUUAGAUGAUGAUCGUCUGAACAGGCUUCCGUAGCCUCUCUCUGCAAGACCCAGGAAGGUGGAAUCGAGUCAUGGGAGAGCUUUAUAAAUCAAUAUAAAGUAUUUCAGGGUUUAUUUUUCACUGACAUUGACAGCAGCUGCUCAUAUACAUAAUCAUAUGUGUAAGUAUUUCAGAUGUUUGUAUGUUGGAAUGUUAGAAGUAUAAUACAGACAUUUAAAGGCAAAAACUUACUUCCAGAUGCACUUGGGAAUGUGUACAUUUGUAAGGCAGAAAAGCCAACAUAACCUAUUAAAGCUACAAGAAUUGUUGCUCUUUUGAACCCA